AUGGAUCGCUCAAAUACGCCCUCGAUGCCUCCAAUGUAUUCAGAGACAUAUCCAGAUGAAUAUGAUUCAAUACCUGCAGGUCACAAUCGACAUGGCUCCGAAAUUCGUUUGUUAACUUCCUACGAUGAUCCCGAUACCCGUCCUACUUCCUCCGAUCGCAGAUCUUAUCAAGCUUCUGUUAUGUCCACAGAUUCCUACGAUGAUCAUAGAAGAGCUCCUUCAAUAAAUACAUAUGACGAUCAUAGACGUCCUCCAUCAAUGAAUACCUACGACGACCAUAGAAGACCUCCUUCAAUUAAUACCUACGAUGACCAUAGAAGACCUCCUACGGCAACCACAUACGACGAUCAUCGCAGGGCGCCUUCAAUUAUAGAUAACGUCCCAGAUUUACCUCCCCCCGAAAGCGCAUAUCGUCCAUAUUCCCCUCUACAAUAUUCACCCUCCGGUCGAGCGUCUCCCACGCGAACUUGGUCUCCCAUUAGAGAAGAGAGGAAUUCUUCGGAAUUCAACGUGCCGCCUCCAAUGGGUUAUCAAUAUGAGCCAUCAGACUUGAAUGGAAGUCCAAGACCUGGCACACCUUCAACAGCUUAUGGGGGGAGUCCGAGAAGACCAUUACCUCCGGCGCCUUUAUUUGCGGCUCAUGGUGCUCGGUCACCAUUUGGAGAUGACGCUACGAUUCACAUACCACUCGAACACGAUUAUGAAGAAGAAAUGUUGGAUGAGGAUGUUUUUGGGCCGGAAAAGAGGGACGUGAGAGGAACUAUGAGGUCGAGACAAUCGUAUUCGACUUUUGCUGAUGACAUGGAAAGUGCAAAGGACUACGAACAUUAUGGGCCCGCACCUUCUGGAAAGCAAGAACGCCGAGGUGCCAAUAGGACGACUCAAAUGAAAAAACGAGAAGUCAAACUUAUUAACGGAGAACUGAUUUUGGAGUGUAAAAUCCCUACUAUUCUUUACAGUUUCUUGCCACGAAGAGAUGAAAUCGAAUUCACACAUAUGCGAUAUACAGCCGUUACAUGCGAUCCCGAUGAUUUUGUAGCGAAAGGUUACAAAUUACGUCAAAAUAUGGGAGCCACGGCUAGAGAAACCGAACUCUUCAUCUGUAUUACCAUGUACAACGAGACGGAAAUUGAUUUUACGAGAACGAUGCAUGCUGUUAUGAAAAAUAUCUCACAUUUCUGUUCUCGAUCGAAAUCUAGAACGUGGGGAGAGAAUGGAUGGCAAAAAAUUGUGGUUGCCAUUAUUUCGGAUGGUAGACAGAAAAUUCAUCCGAGAACACUUGAUGCUUUGGCUGCCAUGGGUGUUUAUCAAGAUGGAAUUGCUAAGAAUUUGGUUAAUGGGAGAGAAGUGCAAGCUCAUGUGUAUGAGUAUACGACUCAAGUUUCUUUGGAUUCGGACCUUAAGUUCAAAGGUGCUGAGAAGGGAAUUGUUCCUUGUCAGAUGCUUUUUUGUCUCAAGGAAAAGAAUGCAAAGAAAUUGAAUUCUCAUCGUUGGUUCUUCAAUGCUUUUGGAAGAGCUCUCACGCCGAACAUCUGUAUCAUGUUGGAUGUGGGUACGAAGCCUGGAGGCAAUUCACUUUAUCAUUUGUGGAAAGCUUUUGAUACCGACUCUAAUGUCGCUGGUGCUUGUGGAGAAAUCAAAGCUAUGAAAGGUAAAGGGUGGGUGGGACUUCUUAAUCCUUUGGUGGCGUCUCAAAAUUUCGAAUAUAAGAUGUCGAAUAUUCUUGAUAAACCUAUUGAGAGUGUGUUUGGUUAUAUUACUGUUUUGCCUGGUGCACUGAGUGCAUACAGAUAUCAUGCUUUACAGAAUGAUCAUACGGGUCAUGGUCCUUUGAGUCAAUAUUUCAAGGGAGAAACGCUACAUGGUCAAAAUGCAGAUGUCUUUACGGCAAAUAUGUAUUUGGCUGAGGAUCGUAUUUUGUGUUGGGAAUUGGUGGCUAAGAGAGAUGAAAGAUGGGUCUUGAAAUAUGUGAAGGGAUGUACUGGAGAGACUGAUGUGCCAGAUACUGUUCCCGAAUUCGUAUCACAAAGAAGAAGAUGGCUCAAUGGAGCUUUCUUCGCAGCUGUUUAUUCUCUGGCCCACUUCAAACAAGUGUGGCAUACUGAUCAUACCCUUGGACGAAAGAUCCUUCUUCACAUUGAAUUUAUCUAUCAGUUCAUUCAACUCCUCUUUACUUACUUUUCUCUGGCCAAUUUCUACCUUACCUUCUACUUCAUUGCCGGUUCGCUAUCUGUUGAUAAUAUGGAUCCAUUUGGUCACAGUAUCGGAAAAUAUAUUUUUUAUAUCCUAAAAUAUGUUUGUGUUCUUCUCACCGCCACACAAUUCAUUCUAUCCAUGGGAAAUCGGCCACAGGGAGCACGAAAGUUAUAUUACAUGUCCAUGAUCAUUUACUCGAUCAUCAUGAUAUACACACUCUUCUCCACCAUUUAUAUCGUUUACCGAGAAGUUCACGAUAAUGCCAAAAGUCUCGUACUCGGCAAUAAUCUCUUCACCAAUCUUGUCGUCUCGCUUUGUUCAACCAUAGGCCUCUACUUCCUCAUGUCUUUCCUCUAUCUCGAUCCUUGGCAUAUGUUCACCAGUUCUGGUUCUUACUUUGCUCUUCUUCCAAGUUACAUCUGUACACUUCAAGUCUACGCCUUUUGCAAUACCCACGAUGUCACAUGGGGAACUAAAGGUGACAAUGUCAUGUCUAACGAUCUUGGAGCCGCUUCUGGAAAAGGUCAAACAGUCGAACUCGAAAUGCCCUCUGAGCAACUCGAUAUCGAUUCCGGCUAUGAUGAAGCGCUUCGCAAUCUCCGUGACAGACUCGAGGUCCCCGUGCCUCCCAUCUCGGAAUCGCAACAGCAGGAAGAUUACUACAAGAGUGUUCGUACGUACAUGGUCCUCGUCUGGAUGAUUGCAAAUGGAACGUUGGCAAUGGCUGUUAGUGAAGCUUAUGGACCGGAUCACUUGGGGACGAACUAUUACUUGACGUUUCUUCUGUGGGCGGUGGCGGCUCUGGCGCUCUUUAGAGCGGUGGGAUCGAGUGCGUUUGGAAUUAUUAAUUGUGUGGAGGCGAUUGUGGAGGGUAGGAUUAGGUUGACGAUGACGGUUCCUAGGUGGAUGGGAGGGUGGAGUUCGAAGAUUAGUGAGGGGAUUAGCGAGGGGAUUAGUAGUGUGGGGAUGCGGUUAAGAGGAAUUAGGGGGAGUGGGGGAUUUAUGAGGAGGGGAGAUAGGGAUGAAGGAAAGGAGAGUAAGGGGAAAAUUAAUGUAUAA
This is a messenger RNA of Botrytis sinoallii, 3255 nucleotides long. RefSeq lists its product as uncharacterized. The transcript is spliced from 3 exons. The record is from RefSeq and is a predicted model, not a curated record. Gene Ontology annotation, molecular function: chitin synthase activity. The coding region runs from base 1 to 3255 and encodes 1084 amino acids. Gene Ontology annotation, cellular component: cell periphery; cell septum. NCBI's taxonomy places the organism in Eukaryota, Fungi, Ascomycota, Leotiomycetes, Helotiales, Sclerotiniaceae.